Molecule: messenger RNA, 354 nt
Organism: Mesorhabditis spiculigera
Lineage: Eukaryota; Metazoa; Nematoda; Chromadorea; Rhabditida; Rhabditidae
Source: the annotation of a GenBank genome assembly
AUGGAGUUGAGGCCAUUUGUUGGCUGUGUUCUCUUCAUUUCGCUAAUCUCUCACCACACAACAAGGGCCGAGAACCACACUAAUGACUGUCUGGCCAGGGCAGCGCAAAGCAGUUGUGAGGUGUUCCACAGCUGCUGCCACUUCCGGUGCAGGACGGCCGGCAAGAAGCGGGCGGCGUGCAAUUUGACGCAACCCGGCGGAUAUAUCAAUACACGGGAGGCCGAGUGUUAUUGCUCCUCGAUCCCCCAAGCUCCUCAGCCGCCCGGCGGAUUGAAGCGUUUCUCGAAGCUCGACCUCAUCGCCGGCAUUCUGCUUAUUUUCGUCGUCGAUUUGCUGUUUUUGAGCUUUGUAUUC